Aricia agestis (brown argus) is the source of this 785-nucleotide messenger RNA. RefSeq names its product bilin-binding protein-like. Lineage: Eukaryota; Metazoa; Arthropoda; Insecta; Lepidoptera; Lycaenidae. The transcript is spliced from 6 exons. The coding region runs from base 1 to 744 and encodes 247 amino acids. The record is from RefSeq and is a predicted model, not a curated record. Gene Ontology annotation, molecular function: pigment binding.
AUGGCCGCUCAGGUGGCGGCGCAAGGGGGAGCGAACACCAGCUCCACCCGUACAGAGACCCCUUGGACCACGGUGGGUCCGAAAGGUAAGAAGAAGAAGGGGGCGGCUACACCAUCUACAGCCGCCCCAAAGAAGAAGAAAAAGAAGAAAGUACCGACGAGGGCAUGGAAUGCCCUCGUCAACGCUACACUAGUGUUUUUUGCGUCUAUUUCUUUUGUAUCUUCCACGGUGCUUGUCAAAGCCCCGUGUCCAGAUGCGAAACCUGCUGCUAAUUUUAACUGGCCUGCUUACAAGGGAGUAUGGUACGAAAUAGCCAGGUAUCCUGACGACUGGGAGAAAAAAGGCGACUGUGGGGUGAUGGAGUACGACGUCAACAACCCCAACAAUGCCUUCAACCUCAGCAACGUCGUCAACGGGAAACGCACGUCCGUGCUAGGUACAGUGAAGACCGAAGGAGGAGUCCUGUUACAUGACUCUUCAGAUUUUACAAAUUUAGAAGGGACUUCUGUUAUUCCUGUAAACAUUGUCGAGGUUGACUAUAACAACUACGCUAUAGUUUACGAAUGUAAAUAUGACGAGGCGAAAAAAAUUAGACAUGAUUUCUGUUGGAUCAUCACAAGAAGUCGAAAACCAAGCGACGACGUCAGGAGUAAAAUUGAUAACUAUAUAGCAUCGAGUGGAUUCAUUGAUAAAAGCAAACUUGUUUACAGUCAUCUUAGCGAUGAAGCAUGCUUGUUGAAAUAACUUACAAAAUGGGAUGUUUUUAUUAAUUUAAUAAAUUGUAG